AAGUGGAGGGCAGGAUGGUGGAGAAGGAACCUGGAGUAGCCCCUCAGAGAGACCUCGGGUCCAGAGGCAAGAUGCCAAGCCUUGGGGAUCAGUUCUACAAGGAAGCCAUCGAGCACUGCCGCAGCUAUAACUCUCGGCUCUGUGCAGAGCGCAGUGUGCGCCUUCCCUUCCUGGACUCGCAGACAGGGGUGGCCCAGAACAACUGCUACAUCUGGAUGGAGAAGAGGCAUCGAGGGCCAGGCCUUGCCCCCGGCCAGCUGUACACGUACCCUGCCCGCUGCUGGCGCAAGAAGAGACGAUUGCACCCGCCUGAGGACCCGAAGCUGCGGCUGCUGGAAAUAAAACCUGAAGUGGAGCUGCCCCUGAAGAAGGAUGGGCUCACCUCAGAAAGCACUACUUUGGAAGCCUUGCUCCGUGGCGAGGGCGUGGAGAAGAAGGUGGAGGCCAGAGAGGAGGAAAACAUCCAGGAAAUACAGAGGGUUUUGGAAAAUGAUGAAAAUGUAGAAGAAGGGAAUGAAGAAGAGGAUUUAGAAGAGGAUAUCCCCAAGCGAAAGAACAGGACCAGAGGACGGGCUCGUGGCUCUGCGGGUAGUAGGAGGAGGCAUGACGCCGCCUCUCAGGAAGAUCACGACAAACCUUACGUCUGUGACAUCUGCGGCAAGCGCUACAAGAACCGGCCUGGCCUCAGCUAUCACUACGCUCACACUCACCUGGCCAGUGAGGAAGGGGACGAAGCCCAAGAGCAGGAGACCCGGUCCCCACCUAACCACAGAAACGAGAAUCACAGACGGACAGGAGGAAUAUCUCCUAAACAAGAGCAUCUUUCCCAAGGUCCAGGUCCAGCCCAGAAAGGACCGGAUGGGACAGUCAUUCCCAAUAACUACUGUGACUUCUGCUUGGGGGGCUCGAGCAUGAACAGGAAGCGUGGGACACCUGAAGAGCUGGUGUCCUGUGCAGACUGCGGACGCUCUGGUCACCCGACCUGCCUGCAGUUCACCCUGAACAUGACGGAGGCUGUCAAGACCUACAAGUGGCAGUGCAUCGAGUGCAAAUCCUGCAUCCUCUGUGGGACCUCGGAGAAUGAUGACCAGCUGCUCUUCUGCGAUGACUGUGACCGUGGCUACCACAUGUACUGCCUAAAGCCCCCGGUGGCGGAGCCCCCAGAAGGAAGCUGGAGCUGCCACUUAUGCUGGGAACUGCUCAAAGAAAAAGCCUCAGCCUUUGGCUGCCAGGCCUAGGGCCCAGCGUCUCGGAGCGUGACUUGGCCACCGGGAGGCUGACCCAGAGCUCAGCUCACACCAGAUCGAGGCCCUACUCCCAUGUACCCAGACUGACCAGCUGUAAGGAAAGUAUUAGUCACAGAGGGACACGGACGCUUGAAAUCAGGAGGACGAGGUGUCCACUUACCUCCCCCCCACAGGUUUCAGCACCUCAGCCAGCCCCUCCUUAUGUGUACCGGAAGGACCAUGUACUGGGAACAGGACAAUUCCGGCCCUAGCCCUCUCAGUGAAGUCCUCUCACUGUCUCCAUAUCCCCCACCCCCCACCCCAUCCAACACUGGCUCCCAUGGUAAGGGAAGCCAUUUGUGACCACUGAUGUGUCCUGGUGCGUAGUUUGGUGUUUCCUAUUUAUUGUGUUUUAAGAAGCCUUCUUGUAGCCCAUCCACCUCCAGCAAGCGGCCGGCACUUCCCCCUAAACCCUUACCAGAGGAGCUCGUGGCUGUGGAGAAGUUGGUGCUGGUUACAAACCUCCCCUGGAAACGUUUUGACCUCGGGCUUGGAGGCGCUCUUGAAGAUGGAGCCCUGCAAUCUCCCUUCGUGUUCUUGACCUCAGUGAAGCAGGAAAAGUUGCCCUUCUGGGACGCCCAGUCGACAGCCAGCGGUGUCCUGACCCCCUGCGUUAGGUCACCUGAUGAGGUGGGAAGCAGAGGCACCAAAGGAUGGAAGGGAACAGGGUGCGGAUGACAGCAGGGUCCUACUGCAGCCGGUCGAUUUAGGCGUCCAUCAGGGGAGGCUGUGUGGGUCUUUGACCUUGAGGUGGGAUAAGCCGUGGCUACAAACCGAGUCAGCAGAUUCACAGUGUUGCCUCCCAGCCGACCUGGGCCUUGAGGUCUGGCUUGGCUUUUCCUGGUGGGACCGCAGACCCAGGAAGGAGGCUGAGUUACAGCCACCCGGUCAAGUGUCUGGCUGUGGAAUAACAACAUGGUGGUUCUGGAAAGCCCAUCAUUAUUGAGACGCUCGGAUUCCCUACCCCCUUUGCCACUGCCCAUGGAGACCUGCCUCCGGAGAUUUCAGGAUGAGCGAGAGGUGAUGGUUACCCAGACGGAUAAUCAGGCUGGUGUGAGUAUUCAUGACGACAGGGACCGUGACCGAGAAUCCCCUGCUCUUGUGUCCCAAGCUCCCCCUGUACAUGCUGGACUCUUGUUUUCAAAAAACGCCCCGAGUUAGAAGGAUGUGGGGAGACCCCGAUUCCAGUAGCCCCGUGUGUUGGAGUGGGCUGUCUCAGAAUGGCAGCCUCGCAGGAGCAGGCACGUUUCUGGAAGGAUCACCUGGUCGCGGCAAGGGGACCCUCACGCAUGCUCUGCUUCCCUGCACUGCGCUGGCCUGCAACAGAGGCCCAGGCUAUUUUUAGUCACUGGGCUCCUGAAGAGGCCCCCAGAGACAGGCUGGCCAGGCCGCCUCUGCACGGUUUGCUCCUGGGCUUGGCCGGGUGCUGAUGGUUCUUAGCCGGUGGAGCCGCGUGGCAGCUGUCUCCUGCACGCCUUUGCAGAGUGACCGGUGGCAGGGCUGCGGGUCACCCUCGCGCGGGGGCCUCUGGCCUCAGCACGAGUGAGGAGCGGCGCAGUGAUUUCAUCGACAGGGCGCAGGCCCAGAUGCCUUUUUCUCUUCCGCGGAAAGUAGUCCCUUCGCCCCGCUGGCUGGUGAGCCCGUUUAGAGUCCUGGAGGCCCAGGAGGAUCCAGGAAGUUGCCCUGUGGGCACAUCAGCUGCCCUUUUUUUUGGAGUGGGGUGGGAUCCCAUCAGGACAACAAGGGGACUUCCCCUCCUGACAACUCUGGCUUCUGUCUUCCCAUGUGGGGUGUCCCCAAAGUCUGAUGCUUGGUUUUGAAGGUCUUUUUCAUUGAAUUUUUUGGGGAAAAAAUUGACCAAGAUAUUCCCAAAUACCACAGUAGUAGAAAAUGUUAGAAGGCAAGCCUGAGCCCCCCAAAUUGGGGCUCCCCUGCUGGCGCAGCUUGGAGUCUGUGCAAGUCUGUCCCACUUCAGUGCCAGCGGUGGGGGGGUCUGUUCAGUUUGCAGCCACAUCUCUGUCUGAGCAGAAGCUGUGAGGGUGGGAGUGAACUUCGCAAGCCAAGGGAGGAAGAAGCCAGGGCCUGGGGGCAGGGGCCUGGUCGGGGCUCCAGAAUGGACACUGGGAAGGCUCCUGGGUGCCUUUAUUACUCCAGGAAGAACGGUCCUAUCCUCUCCCUCCUCGGAGUCCUUAACUUUUCCCAUCUGGAAAGUGGGGAUCGCAAAGCCAUCCCUCGGGAAGACAUUCCUCACAUCCUGGGUUGGAACAAGAAAGGCAUCAGAUAACUUCAGAUUGAUCUCUGUUCUCUGAGCCUCAGAAAAGGAGCCAGAAUCACAGGGUGCACUUGGAUGAGAAGGGUUUUAGUUUUGCCUUUGCCUUUGUAUAGCACUGUGACCUUGAACGGUUCAUGUAUCCUCCCCAGACCUCAGUUUGUUCACCUGUGAAAUAGAGCUAAUACUUCCCCCUGCCUGUUCCACAGCAAACUGGGGUCUGCAAAGACAUGUUUUCCAGGCUGCCUGUGGUCGGGUCGAGGACACAGUGGCUGUGCUUGAGUCUGGGGCGCGGAGCGAAGGGUCACUCUGGGGUGGGUGCUUCAGGCUGGGACUUUUGGAGAGAUUCUCAUCUGUGAUGUUUCAAGGGCAGGGGAUUGAAGACUCGGUUUAAAGCCCAGUGCUGCUACUCUUUGACUGGUUGAUCUUGGGGCCCAACGAUUUACCUCUCCAGCCUUAUUGUCCUCAUUUAGGAAGUGGGGGUUGCACAGGGCUAUUGGAGGGGAUGCUGUUAAGGCCCAGCAAGCAUGCUGAAGGUCCCCGUCCACAGCAGUCUGGUCAUUCUGAUAGAGGCCACCGAGUGGAGAGGACCAUUGCUGUCGCCCAGUACAAGCUCCCAAGCCCAUCCAGGUGCUGUGAAGGAAGGGGAGUGUCCAUCAGAGUGGGGGUGCAGUUAGUUGCAGGACUGGAAGUUGGACCACUCUGUUUCCUGUAGGUAGGCCUUUGGGGCCUAUAGUAAAUCCAGGGAGCUCCUGGCUAGGAGAAACAGUGAACAUUCUUGUCUGCUAAAUGGAAGGUUGGGGGUUCGAAUCUACUCAGAAGUACCUUGGAAGAAAGGCCUGGCCAUCUACAGAUGGGACAAAACCAGCCAUUGAACCGCCCCCUGGCACACAAUUCUACCCCGACAUCCUCGGGAGUCAGCUUGAGUCGGAAUCACUUCACCAGCCCCAGGCCCUCCACAGGCAGCUGUAUGAGGACAGAGAUAAAGCUCUCAGCUCUCAGGGCCCCACUGACUUAUUGCACUGCAGGGGCAGGCAGGAGUUCUCAGGCCC
Echinops telfairi (small Madagascar hedgehog) is the source of this 4607-nucleotide messenger RNA. It is a transcript of the gene DPF3, whose product is annotated as double PHD fingers 3. Gene Ontology annotation, cellular component: nucleus. The record is from RefSeq and is a predicted model, not a curated record. Lineage: Eukaryota; Metazoa; Chordata; Mammalia; Afrosoricida; Tenrecidae. The transcript has 12 exons. The coding region runs from base 15 to 1238 and encodes 407 amino acids.